AUGCACAUCAUUCCUAUUCCAAUCUUCGAGCAUAACUACUCAUACCUCAUUGUCGACGAUAAGGCCAACGAAGCUGCCGUUGUAGAUCCUGGCGAACCGCAAAAGGUCCUAACCGCUCUUGCUCAAACUAGUGCGAAAUUAACAUCCAUCUUGACCACCCACCACCACCCACACCAUGCGAAUGGGAACAUCGAAUUGGUUUUGUCAAAGCCAACCCUCGCGGUCUAUGGGGCCGACGCUCGCAUUCCAGAAUUGAAUUAUGUUUGCAAGCAUAAUGAAGAAUUUACGGUCGGCACAUUGAAGGUUCGUUCGUUACAUACACCAUCUCAUACAAAAGGUAGCGUGUGUUAUUAUGUUAGAGAUGGAGAUGAAAUGAACGAAGAAAAAGAAAAGGCCGUGUUCACGGGAGACACUUUAUUAGUUGGAGGAUGUGGGAGGUUCGUGGAGGGUGAUGCCAAGGAUAUGUAUCACGUUCUUUACUCCAUAUUAGGGUCAUUACCCAAAGAUACGCAGGUUUUCUGUGGGCAUGAAAGUGCAUUCCUCAAUCUUCAGUUUGCAAGCACCAUAGACCCCAACAAUCCGAAUUUGCAUAAAAAGUUGAACUGGGUUCAAGCUCAGUCUACUUAUCGCACAGUUCCCAGUACCAUCGAAGAAGAGUUGGAAUACAAUCCUUAUUUGCGGGUUUCGGAACCAUCCAUUCAACAAGCGACAAACGUUUCUGAUAAUUUUGAGGUGAUGACAAUGUUGCGAGCGUUAAACGACAACUUCAACGCUCAACAUCACAGAAGCAGCCGAGCAAACGGACAUAAUGGAAUCGUCAGGAUUAACGGAAUUGGCGGAAUCAAUGGUAUUAAUGGUCUGAACCGAAUCAACGAGAUGGCCGGUAUCAACGGAAUGAAUGGAAUCUCUACGUUGAUGUGA
Acaulospora morrowiae is the source of this 921-nucleotide messenger RNA. NCBI's taxonomy places the organism in Eukaryota, Fungi, Glomeromycota, Glomeromycetes, Diversisporales, Acaulosporaceae. The record is from the annotation of a GenBank genome assembly.